AUGACCCGGCCCCUGGAGCAGGCAGUAGCCGCCAUUGUGUGCACCUUCCAGGAGUAUGCUGGGCGCUGCGGGGACAAGCACAAGAUCUGCCAGUCAGAGCUCAAGGAGCUGCUGCAGAAGGAGCUGCCCACUUGGACCCCGAGUGAGUUCCGGGAGUGUGACUACAAUAAGUUCAUGACCCUUCUGGAUACCAACAAGGACUGUGAGGUGGACUUCAGCGAGUACGUGCGCUCGCUUGCCAGCCUCUGUCUCUACUGCCACGAGUACUUCAAGGACUGCCCCCCUGAGCCCCCCUGCCCCCAAUAGCCGCUGAUCCUGGAAGAACAGGGUCUGCUCCACUGCUGUCCCUGAUGUGCUAACCCUGGCUACUCAGG
Messenger RNA from Microtus ochrogaster (prairie vole), 374 nucleotides. It is a transcript of the gene S100a3, whose product is annotated as S100 calcium binding protein A3. NCBI's taxonomy places the organism in Eukaryota, Metazoa, Chordata, Mammalia, Rodentia, Cricetidae. Gene Ontology annotation, molecular function: calcium-dependent protein binding; transition metal ion binding; calcium ion binding. The record is from RefSeq and is a predicted model, not a curated record.